AUGGUGGCGCCCGGUGUUGCCACGUGCCAAGUGUGCUUUGACGAGACCUACGCCGUCAUCACGCAGAUAUGCGGCGCCUCCUGUUCCGCGGUCCUCUGCGCAUCGUGCAUCAACGCCUACGUCGGUUUCCAGGCUGCAUCGGCGCUCUACGGCGUGGUCGCUCAGCUCAAGUGUCCGAUCUGCCUGCGGCCUGCCAGCUUGGUUCGAUGGCGCGAGAAGCUAAGCAAGCCGAACGCGCACCUGCAGCUGUUGGAAACAAAGGUGCACUCGGCGUGCAACGUCGUCUGCCCAAGUUGCCACACCAACACGUCGGUGCUGCCAGAGGCGUGCGACUCGGUCCAGCCACUUUCAUUGCCGACGCACCUCGCACAGCAAAUGCCAGAGCUUCGGGCGCGCUGUGGCCAGUACUGUCACCACCGCCUCUCGGCCGACGCGGUUUACAACUACGUCCGCGCAACCGAAGCCUACUAUCGGUCGCACUUGGCUGCUGCUGCUCGGGUCGCGUUGCCCGAUCGGCUCGCUCCGUGGCUCGGCGGCAACGGCAUUCAUCUCGGUAUGAGUUUCGACGCGCUCGCCGCGCUCAAGUCCGACUUGUGGACACCAAACAUGCCGAUCACUGCCGUUGAAUUGCCCAACUACAUGGCUCGCUGCGUCUGCUGCCGCCUCGAGAACGUCGCGGAGCUCUUUCCGUGCUUGCCUCCGACAGCGACCUACGACAGCGCGAGUCGCAUCUCCUUUGUGUUUGAUCCAACGAGUCAACUUCGCCUCGUCUCGCUCGUGCUAGGCGUCUGUUACAUGCCGCAGUGGGAGCCGCCGACCAACGCACCACUCCGUACGUACUUUUCGACGCUGCUACAUGGCGCCGCCACGGACCAAGAUGCGAUCGUCGACCACGGCCACACGGUCGUGUCCCUCGAGACCGAUGACACGUUGCUUGUCGAGUUUGUGGAUCCGCGGGCGCCGCCAGAGAUUGACGGCCGCGCGUUUACAUUGUACUUCAAGCGCCGUCGCGAAGAUAUUAUUCGCGCAAUGUGCCAACAGAGACCGGUGCGCCAAGCCAUGCGCGCGGUCCAGCGCCACUUACGCAAGCUCGUGUGGAAGCGCAAGUGGGACAUCGUUCUCGCAGCGAUUCAGGCGAUGGGAGAAGCACGCCGCUGA
This is a messenger RNA of Saprolegnia diclina VS20, 1158 nucleotides long. RefSeq lists its product as hypothetical. The transcript has 2 exons. NCBI's taxonomy places the organism in Eukaryota, Oomycota, Saprolegniomycetes, Saprolegniales, Saprolegniaceae. The record is from RefSeq and is a predicted model, not a curated record. The coding region runs from base 1 to 1158 and encodes 385 amino acids.